Messenger RNA from Argiope bruennichi, 5053 nucleotides. RefSeq names its product insulin-like growth factor-binding protein complex acid labile subunit. Gene Ontology annotation, cellular component: extracellular matrix. Gene Ontology annotation, molecular function: protein binding. Bases 140 to 2989 code for a protein of 949 amino acids. NCBI's taxonomy places the organism in Eukaryota, Metazoa, Arthropoda, Arachnida, Araneae, Araneidae. The record is from RefSeq and is a predicted model, not a curated record. The transcript has 5 exons.
AAAUUUCCGGUCUUAUCUCGCGAACUUUGCUUUGCCUGGCGCACCUAGAAUCGCGCGUCGUCAGUUGACAUCAAGCACUAAGAUAACAAUUCCAUCUCAACAACUAAGCUAACUAUUUCAAACUUUUCCUAAAGUAACAAUGAAUAAGAAAAAGCUUAGCAUUUCUUUGCUAGAAGCACUCAUCUUUGGAUUAAGUAUCACUCAUUUAGCCUACAGUCAAGAUGGUUCUUCAACAACUCCUCCCCCGAUUGUCACAGCAGAUGUCUGUAAUAUGUCCCUCAUAACAUCGAUUGAAGGAAAUGUUGAAACCAUCCUGAAAAAAUGCGUAUGCAAUGCCUUGGAUAAAGAUGUCAAUUGCAAUGAAUUGGGCAUUACAGAGUUGCCAAAUCUGAUAUCUUUUCCCAAAGGUAUACACACGGCAAGCUUCGAAGGAAAUAAGAUAUCAAGUCUAAAUGCUCAGACCUUCUAUAAUGGAAGGGAUAUUUUUGAAUUGGAUUUGAGUUUUAAUCGCAUUGAUUUUGUGAGCGUCAAGGCCUUCGAGGCUUUUAAGAGUCUUAAAAGAUUGGACCUCAGCCACAAUCGUCUCUGGAAUCUUCCAUCAAAUGCUUUUCAAGGUCUUGCCAAUUUAAGAAGUCUAGAUUUGAGCUCUAAUGACUUGCUUACCGUCUUCCCUGAACUAUUUGCACAUUUGACAGAACUCAGGGAGCUGAACCUCAAGUCGAAUCCGCUUCAAGAAUUGGAUUCCAAGCAAUUUGCGGAGCUACAGAAGUUAGAAGAUUUAAAUUUAGAAUCCACAUUGUUGAAGUUCAUCCCAGAUCACAUCUUUUUCUUCAUGCCAAGAUUGAAAUUCCUAAAUCUGGCAAAUAAUCAUUUGACUUAUGUUCCAACUGACGCCUUACAUGUUUUAGAUCAUGUCAAAUCUUUGGAUUUGAGUGGAAAUCCUAUCGAAAUAAUUCCACCAGAAGCAUUCAGAGGAAUGACAGGACUUGUAAACUUAUAUAUGGAUAGAAUGCCGAAUCUAAAGAAAAUUGAAAAGUAUGCCUUUGGGGAUAUGAUCCACUUGCAGGAGCUCCAUUGCAGCUACAAUUUUCAACUGGAUGAAAUCAGUGAACUAGCUUUUGUCAGAAAAGUAAAUAAUGAAAAGGUUGCUCUCUCUCAAUUGUUCCUUAGGCAAAACGAUUUAAAAACAAUACCAAAAUCCCUAUUGAAAUGGAAUGAAGAUUUGGAACUACAUAUUAGAGAAAACCCAUUAUACUGCGAUUGCAACAUGGAAUGGAUGGUCAAUAUCAAAUUAAAAAAUAACUUCCAAAUUCACGCAAGGUGUGCUGGUCCUUCAGAUUUCGAAGGCAUGUACCUGACCGACCUGAAAGAUAAUGAAUUAACAUGUGGUUUACACCUCUCCGAUGUUGUCCUGAUUGUGUGCGCCAUUGCCACAGCAGUCCUGAUUCUGGUGCUGAUCGUAGCUUUCCUUUUAUGGAGGCGGAGCUAUGCUGGAUACAGGAAACCCUACUUCUAUGCUAUUCCCAAAAAUAAGCACAUAAAUGACAUAGAUUACACAGGAGGAGAUGAUGGGAGCAUACUUUUAACGAAGAUGGCUUUGAAGUUUCUGAGCAAAACCAUGACCACAACUUCAAUCAUUCUACUAGUACUUUUGCACAUCAGUCUAACGAAUGCAGUUAAUCCUCUGUGCGCAGCCGUGUGCGUAUGUGAAAAUUUUGAAGAAGAAGGAUUUUACAAAGUGGAUUGUUCAAGAGUGUAUCUUUCUAUAGUGCCUCCAGUAGAUGAUUGGCCUAAAAAUAUAACUCACAUGGAUCUCAGUGCUAACAACAUAACAGCACUCGAUUUCGAACUUUCCCAUGACUCAGUCCAAGUCUUGGACUUAAGUCAUAACCAUAUUUCAUCAGUAGUCCAGUACGCUUUUGGUGGACUGAGCAAGUUAACAUACCUUAACUUGGCAAAUAAUAAAAUUAAGAGGCUUGAUGACAAUGGAUUUUAUGGCUUGGAUCAUUUAAAAUCUUUGAAUUUGAGUGGUAAUGGCAUGGAUUUCAUGCCAGAUGGACUGUUCUACAACUUUAUUGGAUUGCAGGAGCUGUCACUGGCCGAUAAUCCACUUGUUCAUAUAGAUCCAAUACACUUCAACAGAAUGAUCAACUUGAGAUGGUUGGACUUGUCGAAUGUGGAUGUGUACAUCUUGCCUCCAAAUCUCUUCCACACCACAGGGCAGUUGGAAUUCCUAGAUCUCUCUGCCAAUGAGUUUUAUGAAGUACCGACAGAUGCCUUAAGAAGUGCUAAAAGUCUCAAGCAUUUAAGGCUGAAUGAAAAUGCUCUGGAAUUUCUGGCUAAAAAUUCGUUUAAAAAGUUACAGACAUUGGAGGUACUUGAGUUGAAUAAUAUGGAUCAUCUGAAGGAAGUUCGUGAAGGUGCAUUUUCGGACUUAAUUAAUCUUCGCACCCUAGAGAUGAAAUUCAAUCGCCAUUUGACAACAAUGCAUCCAAAAGCAUUUGAAGGACUUUUCAAUCAAUCCAGACCAACUUUACAAGAAUUGGAUUUGGAAGGAAACCAUUUACAUUCAUUGGAUAAAGAUAUGAUACCUUGUGCUCGAAUCGCAAAAUUUAAUGUGCAGAGAAAUCCAUGGAAUUGUGAUUGUACCAUGAAGUGGAUAACGAGUUGUGAGCUACAAAGACUCUAUGCAGCUGAUUUGAGAUGUGCAGAGCCUGCCAAAUUCCGCAAUGCUUUAAUAUACAAUAUGGAAGAAAGUCAAUUUGAAUGCAAUUACUAUAACAGUGAAAUCGCCAAAAGUGAAAUCCACCACGCACACGUGGUCAAGACCAUAUCUGUGGGAUUAGCCGCUGGUCUCUUGGUCAUUCUGGCAUUCGGCUUGGCUGUUAUGUUCAAGUGGAAGAGUAUCAAGACAUGGUACAAAGGUAGUCGGAGGGGUCCAGGAGCUGUCUACUACGUGCGGGCUCGUGCUAACCCCAGAGAAAUAUAAUUCUGUUUCAUUUUGACGAUCUUGAUUUCAUUUCAUUUCUGUUGUUAACAUUAUUUUUGAAACUGUCCUUCAUAUAUUUUUUAUCAUUAUAAUAUAUUUGGAAUUUCGAUUUAUUAUGUUAUUUCAUUCAUUUUCAUAUUAUUUUUAGAUAAGGAUUUUCAAUUUUUUUUAUAUAUAUAUUAAAGAUAAAUGUUUGAGUUCUUCUUUCUUUUUCACAAAUUCUAAUGUAGGAAUACUUUCAAAGGAAAACGAUUUUUAAUAUUUAUGUCAGAAGCUGAUGAAAUUUUAAUUUGGUUCAUCUCAUUAUUGAAAAUCAUUUCCAAUUAUGCAAUUCUUUAUUAUUUAUGAGUGUUCAAUCAAUGCCACAAUUUGUAAAACAAUACACAGCAAUCCUCGUUUUUAAUUAUUUUUAAAACUAUCGUGUAUUUAAUAUUACUAUAUUUAAGAUUUUAUUCUAUUGCGCCUAUACUUCCAUUUCUUUUCACAUUAUCUUUAGAUAAACAUUUUCAUUUCAUAAUAUAUUGUAAAAAGAAAAUUUUAAUUUUUUCUUUAUUUCUUUUUACCAAUUUUUAAAAAAAGGUAUUUGCAAACAAACUGAACUUUUUAUAAAAAAAUUUUUAACAAAAUAUUUUUUUAAACUGUACAAAAUUUAUUUCUGAAACUUUUUCUUAAAUUUUCAAAAUUCUUUGUGUACCAUUUUUUUCUUCGAUCGAGACCGCAAUCCGCAAAACUAUAUGGAGCAAAUCCUAACCUUUCAUUAUUUUAAAAAAUUAUUUUUUCUCAAUAUUUUAUUGGUACAAUAUUUGUAAUAUUUCAUUGUUGAUCAAACGUCUUCAUAUCUUCUUACAUUAUCUUUACAUAAAUAUUUUUAUUCUGUAAUGCAUUUAAAAAAAAUGUUUGGGGUAUUUUAACAUUUAAAAAUGUAUGUAUUUCAAAAAAAUCUAAAAUUUCUGUCAGAAAUAGCACAGAUACAAACUCCAUUCUUUUUAUUAUUGAAAAUACCCUAAACCAUGAAAACCUAUUUCCCUUAUUAACCGCAUUUGAUGAAAUCUACAAAUUGAAUCUAAACUAAAACUAUAGAGCGCUAAUACCUAUUUUUCAUAGUUCUCGUAAACUGACUUUCACACUUUUUUUUGUUUUGUUAUUAUGAUAUCCUUGGAAUUUUAAUACUUGUCUGUGUGUAUGAUUUCUUUCCGUAUAUAUUUAAAUAAAAUCUUUCAGUUGUAAGAUAACUUUAAAAUAAAUUUCUUUAUUCUGUUUAACAUAGAUAAAAAUAGCUAUUUAUUAAAGAAAUAUUUUAAAAUAUGUAUUAUUAAAAUUCAUAAUGCGAAUUUCAUUAAUUUCAUUUAUAAAACUUGAAUUAAAAACUUUGGAUAAAUAUUGUAUAAUAGAAUUCUUUUUUAUUUGAUCACGUGAGCAUAUUUAAUAAUUUAAUAAAAACUGGCCACAUUCGAUAAAUUAUAAAUAAAAACAAUGCAGAACAAGGGAUAACGUUUUUAUAUUUAGUUUGAAAUACAGAUGUCAUAUUUAUCUAAUGGCAGCAUUUAUUGGUAAUCUUUUAUUACAUGUAAGGUAACUGUUUCAUUUCUAUGUCCUGUUAUGAAGUUUUCAACGGUGAAAUCGAAAUCCGAACAAUGAUAAUUGAUUUGUAAUUUCACAACUAUGAUCCUUUAUUUCAUCGGUUUUUAAAGUGUAUUUAAAACGAAUAAAUUUAAAAUGAAGUUUCAGAAAAGUUUGUUAUUUUAACAUAAUGUCUUAUUAAUAGUUUCAUUAUCAUUUUUUUUUCUCUCUCAAAGAAAUACAGCUGAUAAGACCCAUAAUUAUGUUUGAUAAAUUUUCUAACCAUUAUCCAUAUCGAUUUUAACAUAUUGUUUUAUUAAUGUUUUCAUUAUCAUUUAUUCCUUUUUAAAAUGGCACAUAGACGAUAAGAUUGAUAAUCACAUUUGAUAAAUUUGUGAGAUAUUAACGAUAUUCAUUGUCUGUUAUGCCAACAAUAUGUACAAUGCAAAUUCUAGUCAGUGUUGUGUAGUUAUCUACGUCUAAUAAAAAUCGGUUUUUAUUGAA